UGUUGUAAUGUCUUGAUUAAAAUAAAUGAAACAAAGAAUGAUCUAAUGUUUGAUUAUAAAGAACUAAAUGAGUUAGCAAGGAAAAAUAAUGAAAAUUCUGAGGCAAUAAAUUUUGAUAAUAUUGAGAAUGAGAAAUAUGAAGAAGUUGAAGAUAGCAAUAAUGCUUAG
Messenger RNA from Cetraspora pellucida, 168 nucleotides. The record is from the annotation of a GenBank genome assembly. Lineage: Eukaryota; Fungi; Glomeromycota; Glomeromycetes; Diversisporales; Gigasporaceae.